AUGAUUGAAAAAACUCGUGUUGAAUAUUGGUCAUCAAUAAUUCAAAUAUUAAUUGAUUUAUCAAAUUUAAUUGAACAACUAAUUAUUUAUUUUAUUGUAAAACAAGAAUCAAAUAAUAAUAAUAAUAAUAAAUAUGAAGAACGUUUAUUUUUUUUUGUUCUUUUAAUAAUUGGUCUACUUUCGAAUCUUCCAUCAGCUAGUUCUAAUCUUUAUAUUCGUACAAUUGGUUCAAUAUCAAUUGAAUUUGGUGAACUUUUAUCAUAUUUAGUUUUUUUAAAAAAUUCUAAAAGUCUUAUUAUUGUAUCAUUUAUAUCAUUUAGUAUUGAAGUUUUAUUACAUUCUAUAAAUAUAUUUAUUGAAUAUAAAUCAAAUGAAAUAAAAAAUAAUGUUUUUAUUUUUGGAAAAACAACUUAUCAUAGAAUAAAAUAUGUUCUUAUACGUUCAAUUAGUUAUUCAAUAUUUAAUGCAACAUCAAUAUUAUUUUUAUUUCUCGAUGAUAAAUCAAGAUUUCAUUAUAAAUAUUAUGAAAUAUUAAUAUUAUUAACAUUUUAUUUUCCAAGUAUUGCAUUAGGACCAGCAUUAGAAUCCAUAAGUAAAUAUAAAUAUGAAUAUGAUCAAGGUCAAAUUCCACAAGUAACUAUUUUUCUUGUUUGGAGUUUAAUAUGUGCUACACUUUAUUUUAUAAUGUAUUCUAUACCUCUUUCAAUAACGGGUAUCAUUUUUUCUAUACAACAAUUACGAGAAUUAAAUUAUCCAUAUUAUAAAUAUGAUUUUAUUGUUUAUAUAUCAUCAUUUUGUUUUUUUUCAAUUGCUAUUAUUAUUUUUCCUCCUUUUAUGUUUUGGUGGUGGAAAUUUACAUUUCAAAGAUUUAAAAAAAUGCGUAUUGAUGCUAAAAGACGAUUAAAACAAUUAAAUCAACAAGAUUCUCUAUAUUAUUUUCUUUAA
Molecule: messenger RNA, 945 nt
Organism: Rotaria sp. Silwood1
Lineage: Eukaryota; Metazoa; Rotifera; Eurotatoria; Philodinida; Philodinidae
Source: the annotation of a GenBank genome assembly